Saxophila tyrrhenica is the source of this 858-nucleotide messenger RNA. RefSeq names its product Gypsy retrotransposon integrase-like protein 1. The record is from RefSeq and is a predicted model, not a curated record. Gene Ontology annotation, biological process: positive regulation of transcription by RNA polymerase II. Gene Ontology annotation, cellular component: nucleus. The transcript is spliced from 2 exons. Gene Ontology annotation, molecular function: sequence-specific DNA binding. NCBI's taxonomy places the organism in Eukaryota, Fungi, Ascomycota, Dothideomycetes, Mycosphaerellales, Extremaceae. The coding region runs from base 1 to 858 and encodes 285 amino acids.
AUGGCCUGCUCUUACGACGAGCCCGACCGGCGAAUGACCGCCGUGGAGUACAUCCAAAGUCUGGAGAGGAAAGUCGAGGAUCUGGAGAUGGCUCUGGACCGCGAAAGCGCUCGCGGUUCUUCUUCGCCAGCAUCACCGAUGACCAUCCGCAGUGAUCGCAAUGGUCCAUCUUCUUCCACAGAUACCCCCACCGCCAGCCAAGCUUCUAUGCCACCACCGCAGACCUCCGCACCACCACUACCACCAGCACCACCCUCCUCGACACCCUUUACCAACGGAGCUCACGCCGACGCCCCGCAAGCAGGAAAAUCAUCUGGAACGCCUGCAGAUGAGGACGUCAUCGAGACGAUGGUCGGCGCCGGCGAGUACGACUCACCGCACGCCAGCUCCUUCGAGCGCUAUCGAGGCAGCUUUGCAGGCUUGAGCUUGCUUCGGCGUGUGCACGACCUAUGCAAGGAUGCUUCCGCAAGUCGCAAGAACUCGGAAGUCGAGACCUUGCAGGACGAUUUCAUCCAUGCCUUUGACUUUGACUCGCCCGAGAACGACUCGUCAAUCCCCUGGGAUGCGUUUGCCAUGCUUCCAUCCCGAGCGAACUUUGACCGGGCUAUUGACGUUGUAGUGAAUCAAGCAUGCUGCAAUAUGCAGUUUCUUGACCGUCCUACCCUCGAAGAAAUAGCACGACAGGUCUAUGCCGAGACGGAGAAAGACUCCAAACAUUACAGCCGUAAGCCUUUGGCGUUGCUGUACGCAGUAUUGGCGCUUGCUCGCCGGUUUGAGCCUGCACAAUCUGGCGAUCCCGCUCAAGGCACUCGAGGGUACGUUGAGAGUCACACAUGCUACCUGAUUAUGGCCGGCUGA